Molecule: messenger RNA, 1389 nt
Organism: Menidia menidia (Atlantic silverside)
Lineage: Eukaryota; Metazoa; Chordata; Actinopteri; Atheriniformes; Atherinopsidae
Source: the annotation of a GenBank genome assembly
GAAUGUACACAGUUGCAAUUUCGAUGUGAUCAGUUGAAUAUUCUAACAGUUUUUUCGACGUAGCGUAAAGUGUGAGUUGUUCAACAUCGUAAAACAAUCACCCAUUUACAGUUGAACAAAUAUCAUUUCUAUAGUCCCUGAAUGCGACAUUAGGUUUGGGUUACACCUCAAUUGCUUCGCAAGAUGCCGAGGCAAAAUAUGCUAUUUUGGCACUUAUCUGAAGAACCUCUUGUCUUGAUAAAAGCUGUGUAACACAAUCUGCGUAUUAUGGACGAAGAAGCUGAGACGCAGACAUUUCAUCUCCUGGACCUGCCCUGGGAGGAUGUCCUCGUUCCACAUAUUUUGUGCUAUUUGCCACUGCAACACCUUGUAAACCUGCAAAGGGUUAGCAAGCAGUUCUACAGUCUCAUCCAGGUGUACCUGGCCAACUGCAGGACCUUUAACUUUAACUCGCUGAUAGGACCAUGCAUUCCCAAGGAGGCAUUUUGCUCCAUGUUAAAGGAUAACAAAGUUCUGCAGAAUCUGUCGCUGCAGAACUGCUCAGACUGGGUGAGUGACAAAGAACUGCUGCCGGUCAUCGGUCAGAACCAGCACCUGCACAGAGUGGACAUGAGCGGCUGCACCUGCCUCACCCGCCACUCCCUGGUGGCCGUGUCCUUGAGCUGCAUGCAUCUCCAGCACGUUGGCCUGGCACACUGCGAGUGGGUGGACAGACUGUCGCUGCGCAGCCUGGCCGACCACUGCGGGGGUCUGCUGUCCAUCGACCUCACCGCUUGCCGCCAGCUGAAGGACGACGCCAUCUGCUACCUGGCCAAAAAGUGUUUGCAGUUGAAGUCUUUAUCGUUGGCGGUCAAUGCCAACAUCACGGACGAGUCGGUAGAGGAGGUGGCCAAGAACUGCAGGGGCCUGGAGCAGCUGGACCUGACAGGCUGCCUGCGGGUCAGGAACCAGUCAAUCAGGACUCUUGCAGAGUAUUGCCCAAAGCUGCAAUCCCUAAAGAACCACCUUUACAGAGGGCGCUGGUGCUUCUCCAGGACGUACUGGGCUUUGCUCCCUUUAUUAAUCUUCAGAUAUAGCCACUUUAUUAUGGCAGUCACUUUAUUCUGCAUAACAUGGACACUUUUGCUCAGAGGAAUGUCUCAACACUUCAAGAAGACGAGGAUGUAUUUUCCACACAUUUUGGUGGCAAAACUGUGGACAAAAAAUACUCAUCGGAACUUGGCUUGUUUUUUCUCCCCCACCAAGAUCUGUUCUGCCACUCACAGACAUCAGAGAAGGCUCGACAUCACUGCACUUGAGAAAGUGCCGGGAUCUGCUCUAAGACAGGCAUACCGCUACAUUUACACGGUGCCUCUGAAAUCAGAUUAUGUACGGGUUCAAUUGGCUUAA